CUCUCUCUCUCUCUCUCUCUCUCUCUCUCUCUCUCUCUCUCUCUCUCUCUUCUCUUCUGACAGAUAUACUAAGUAUAAGGCCAAAGAAAACAAAAAAACAAAAACUAAAAAGCCUGAUACACGAAAUGGCCCAAGGGUCCGACAACCCUGGAUAUUGUUAUGGAGGUGGGUGCAAGCUGGAGAUAUCACAGGCCAGAAAGCUGAGACGAAUCUGUGGAUUAUCGAAUGCUGAUGAUGAUGACCCCCCGGGAACAAGACGCAGCAGUCGCAGCUGUAGUGCCCAGUCUCGCAGAUGCAGAGAUAGGGUGUCCCGAUUAGGAAUGGAACUGGGGCUGGGACUAGGGUUACCCACUCUCUUGCUGCAAUUACUACUCCUCCUCUCCAUGCUAGAUCGACCUUCUUUGCUUCCUCCUCCUCCUCCUCCUCCUCCUCCUCCUCCGCAUCAGCAGCAGCCAUCACGAAGCGCUUGGUGGUAUAUAUGGUACCAAUGGAGACAUGGAUGGAGUUGGGCAGAAGGAAGGGGAGGAGGAGGAGAAGGAAGAUGGAGGGAAGAAUCACAGCCACAGGAGUUACAUCGUCGUGAAUCUACCCAUCGAAUCUAUGGAGGUCUGGCAUCAGCUGCUGUACUGGUCCAACCAGAGCAGCAAUUUAACAACACCAUCAUCUCCAUCCCUCCAGGGGAGUGCUUGUUCUUCCCCGUGACAAUUCCCGCCAAUACCAGUGUUGUGGUAAUCAUCAGACCAAGACAAUACCCAGGAACAUUCGCAUUAAGGAUCUUCUUGAUGGACGUCGUAAAGCCAUCGAAGGACCGCAUCAGCUGUCUGCCGGAAGAGAUCCCGGACCGUGCAAGGCGAAACACGACGGUAGCCGACUUUUGCUGCGCGAUUAAUGAGCCAGGACUGGAGGGGGAUUUAGGAUUGGAGGCGGGGAGUAGUGUGGAAUACGUGAUCAGUUCCAAGAUCCCGUGCAUGAAGGUGAACAUGACAUUGCUUUUGCAAUUUGCGACAGAGUGGAGGGACAAGAGUGGAAUUGUGCAUGGAAGGACAGCGGAGGACGUCGGACAAGUAGGAGAAGGAGAAGGAGAAGCAGGAGGAGAAACAGGAGGAGGAGGAGGAGGAGGAGGAGCAGGAGGAGGAGGAGGAGGAGAGGGAGGUGGUAAUGGUGAAAAUGGGACCGGGGAAUCUGUUCGUACGGCGCCCAAAUUCCUAAUUACGAUUUCACAGACUCCAUCCAAUGACUCAGACAAAUGCUUGAUGGUAUCAUCGGCAGAAUCCCGGUUUCGUCAUCAUCGGCGGCGAGCCAUCGGCCGGCUCUCGCAAGCUCCUCCUGUAUAUAGCGAUGAUACUCGACCUUGGAGAUGGUGGUCUUUUUUCAGCGACGUCAUCGCGAAUUGGUGGUGGCCGUUGUGCACGAUCGCAUGGAUCUUACUCGUGACGUCAUCGUCUCCAUGAUUGGUAGCUAUCGUGUUAGCCAAUGAAGAGAACGUACGGUAGUUAUAAGUAACUGUAUUCGGCGGCACUUGCGGUCUAGGUACGGCGAGGCCGAAUAGAACGUACGGUCGUUAUAAGUAAACUGUAUUCGGCGCCACUUGCGGUCUAGGUACGGCGAUAAUGACCGUCCAUACGUUCUAUUCGGGCGAAGACGGUAGCUAUGACGACGACGAGGUUACGUGGAGGAAGAUCCACCAUGGCUAUGGCGGAUGAGAGGGUAACAGCGGGAACAGAGUAGGUAAUGGAUACGGCGAGGGGAGGUUGACGAUGGGGGGAAUACAUGGAUAUGGUCACGACGGUGGUCUAGGUGCACAGCGAUAAUGACCGUCCAUACGUUCUAUUUGGGGGAAUAGAGUUGUACGUGUCGACCGACGUUUGACGAGGUUACACGAGGAAGAUCCACCACGGCUAUGGCGGAUGAGAGAGGUUAACGAUGGAGGAACCGAAGGCUAUGGUGGUUAUGGCAAGGAGGUUAACGGAGGGAAUCGAUGGCGGAUGAAAGGGUAACGAUGGAGGAACCGAAGGCUAUGGUGGUUAUGGCAAGGACGUUAACGAUGAGGGAAUCGAUGGCUGUGGUCAUGGGAUUGACGAUGGGGGAAUCAACGGUUAUGGUUAUG
Molecule: messenger RNA, 2107 nt
Organism: Chara braunii
Lineage: Eukaryota; Viridiplantae; Streptophyta; Charophyceae; Charales; Characeae
Source: the annotation of a GenBank genome assembly